Messenger RNA from Dracunculus medinensis (Guinea worm), 237 nucleotides. The record is from the annotation of a GenBank genome assembly. Lineage: Eukaryota; Metazoa; Nematoda; Chromadorea; Rhabditida; Dracunculidae.
AUGACGAGUAAUGAAAUAUUCUUCAAUUUAUUUAAAUUAAUUUUAUGGAAAAAAACGUGGGAUCAAGUUAUAAGUUAUGAAUAUCAACAAGUUUGGGAGUCCCUUAUCAACGACAAGACGACAAAUUAUGGCGUACGCAAUAGCGAUAUAUUAGAGAAAAGGAAUGCGAGUGGCCACAAUGUGAGUUUCAAGCACAAGGGCAUGAAGAGCAUGAAGAAAUGGAAAAAAAUAGGUUGA